ACGGAGUUGCCUUGACCCCAAGGUGCGUUCCCACGCGAGAGGGAGCCUCAAAGUUCUGCGCGCUUUUGCGCGCUUGGUGCGGAGUGGCCCGUUGCGCGCCCCCCUCGUGAACCGGGGACCAAGAACGGAAACAUGAGGUAUGUCAGCACCCGAGGAGGAGCCGGAAGUGUCGAUUUUGAAGGUGCUCUUUUAUCGGGCUAUGCAAGUGAUGGUGGUCUUUUCAUGCCUCAAAAAAUCCCGGCUUUAGACUCUGCCACACUUCGAAAAUGGAGCAGCUUCUCUUACCCAGAACUGGUGAAGCAAUUGUGCUCUCUCUUCAUUUCGCCUGAACUUAUUCCGGAAGCGGAACUGAAUGACCUGAUUGACAGAGCAUUCAGCAGGUUCAGGCACAAAGAUAUUGUUCACCUGACGAGACUGGAGAAGGGCUUGAACGUUCUGGAGUUGUGGCACGGUGUAACGUACGCGUUCAAGGACUUAUCGUUGUCCUGCACGGGGCAGUUCCUACAAUAUUUCCUGAAGAAGAAGAAGAAGCAUGUCACAAUUCUAGUGGGGACUUCAGGGGAUACUGGGAGUUCAGCCAUCGAAAGUGUCCGGGGUGAAAAGAAUGUGGACAUAUUUGUUCUGCUGCCACGCGGCCUCUGCACUCAGGUGCAAGAGCGGCAGAUGACGACAGUGAUUGAAGACAACGUCCACGUGUUUAUCACUGAAGGCAACAGUGAUGAAAUUGAUGAGCCCAUCAAAGAACUGUUUGCGGAUGAGGAUUUUUCAAGAAGACACAACCUGAUGAGUCUGAAUUCGAUCAACUGGUCCAGAAUUAUGGUGCAGAUCGCUCAUUUUUUCUACGCCUACUUCCGGUGUGCUCCAUCUAUGGAUGCUACUCCGCUGCCAGUUGUGGAGGUGGUUGUUCCAACUGGGGGAGGAGGAAAUCUCACAGCUGGAUGUCUUGCACAGAAGAUGGGGCUCCCCAUUGAUCUUGUGGCAGUGGUAAAUGACAACGAUGUGGUACACAGAGCUAUCCAACAGGGUGAUUUCUCAUUGUCCAGGUCUGUGAAGUCAACACUGGCUUCAGCAAUGGAUAUUCAGGAACCUUACAACAUGGAAAGGGUCUUUUGGCUGUUCUCUGGCUCAGACAGCAACUUGGUCCGAAGUGUGAUGGAAGAAUUUUACUCCGCUAAAAAAGUCCAGCUCCCGUCCCAGUUGCAAAAGAAGCUUUCUGAAGGUCUGAAGUCUUGCUCAGUCUCUGAUGAAGAAAUUGUCCAAGCCAUGAGACGCUGCUGGCAGGACAACCGCUAUCUCCUCUGUCCCCAUUCCGCCACUGCUGUUUGCUACCAUUAUAAGCAUUCCAGUCGCCAUCCAAACACUUCCAGGUGUUGCUUGGCUCCUGCCUCCCCUGUGAAGUUUGAAAAUGCCAUUCUUAAAGCCGAUCUCACCCUCGACAUCUCGCCUGAGAUACGGAAGCUGAAAGACAUGGAGACCAGAUCUUGUGCCCUGAAGAGAGGCGAUGACUGGGCAAAACUACUGCGGCAGCAAAUAGAAGCAGUUGCGAAACAGAGAAAUUCUAAGCCGAGCUGAACAUUUGCAACGAGUCCCCUAGUUGAUUGCUCCAUCAAAGCCUCCUACUUCUGUGCAAGGCAUAUGAUAAGAAAGCUGGCGCUGCUUUCGCUAAUGAAUAAAGCAUAGUUGUGUCACAGUU
Podarcis raffonei (Aeolian wall lizard) is the source of this 1693-nucleotide messenger RNA. It is a transcript of the gene THNSL2, whose product is annotated as threonine synthase like 2. Lineage: Eukaryota; Metazoa; Chordata; Lepidosauria; Squamata; Lacertidae. Gene Ontology annotation, molecular function: pyridoxal phosphate binding. Gene Ontology annotation, biological process: 2-oxobutyrate biosynthetic process; dephosphorylation. Bases 133 to 1572 code for a protein of 479 amino acids. The transcript is spliced from 9 exons. The record is from RefSeq and is a predicted model, not a curated record.